CCGCCCCGACGAGUAUUCAAUCUGCGACGACCACCUCACCUUGACAACCCUCUUGCCGAUCGCCAUCGCAAGCUUCAUCAACUCGUCGUACACCAGGGAAACCUUACAUAUUCAAUAUGGCGGACGCUAUUUCGAAGGAGAUUCCGCUCAACGCGGUGCAGGUGGAGGCUUUGGUUGUCAUGAAGAUCGUCAAGCACUGCGCAGCUGCGUUCCCCACGACCGCAACAGGCUCCAUCGUCGGCAUGGACAAGAACAGCACCCUCGAGGUCACCAACAGCUUCCCCUUCCCUACCACAGAUAUCGUCCAAUCCGACUCGUCGCACCAGAGCCAGAACGACCACCUAAAUGCGUCGAAUGCGGCGGCAGCGGCACCGCGCGCCAAGGCCAACGUGGUUUACCAGAACGAGAUGAUCAAGUACCUGCGUGAGGUCAACGUGGACGCCAACAACGUUGGGUGGUACACGAGCGCGAAUAUGGGCAGCUUCAUUAACUUGAACCUGAUCGAGAACCAGUACUUCUACCAGAAGGAGGUUAACGAGCGCACUGUAUGCUUGGUACACGAUGUGUCGAGGAGCGCACAGGGGGCACUGAGCCUGCGUGCUUUCAGACUCUCGCCUACGUUUAUGGCGGCCUAUAAGGAAGGUGUUGCCAGGUUCACAACCGAGAGCCUCCAGAAGUCCAAGAUGACCUACAAGGAUAUCCUUGUUGAGCUCCCCCUUAUCGUCCACAACUCCCACCUUUUGACUUCUUUCCUACAUCAACUACCGGCAGUCCCAUCCGCUGAGCUUGAGUUCCCCACCAGCUUGGCAGACAUUAAGGGUCUCAACCCAGAGAUCCCAUUAUAUCCAGCAUACGAGACCACUCUUGAUAUGUCGAUUGACCCAUUCUUGGAAAAGUCGUGCGACCUGCUUUUGGACGCUGUUGAGAGCCACUACACCGAAUUGAACAACUUCCAAUACUACCAAAGACAACUUGCCCGUGAACAAACCAAGGUCACCGCUUGGCAAACAAAGAGGAAGGCCGAGAACGCUGGACGAGUUGCGGCUGGCCAGGCGCCGCUCCCGGAAGACGACUGGAAGACCCUUUUCAAGCUGCCAACCGAGCCAUCUCGUCUCGAGUCGAUGCUCUUAGCUCGCCAGGUCGAGCAGUACGGACGCACCGUCGACAACUUCACCGCCACCAUCAGCGCAAAGAUGUUCCUUUCUAAAGAUACCCUGCUUCCUGGAGAGUCAUCCUAGGCUAACUUAGGGGGGUUUUGUGUGAUGAUAGGGGGGCAUGGAUGGGGAACGGGGAACGCGAGAUAAUGAUCUGCUCGUUUGGGGGAUUUGCAUGGCAAUGGCGUUCGACGGCAUAGAACAAGCUGUGUAUAGUAUUUGCCCUAUUACAGCCAUAAAAGAAGAUUCAAAACUAUAUUAAGCAGCUGCCUUUUCGGGGACUUGCGAAGUGAAGUACGGAGUAGCAGUGGAAUAUCUAGGAACCGCACCUUCUUCGACCACGCUAGUAACACACAUAUUUUGUUGUUUUCGCCAAGGAUAACAUCGGAAUACGCUGCGUGGGGAGCGAGGGGUUUGUCAUAUCACUUGUUCGGGGAGUUCUGGCGCCCUUCCUAGAAACCCGAUGCGGGCUGGGAGCCAAUCAUAUAGUCGAGACAGGCCACACAAGGUUUCCAGCACAGUAUGCCCCGCAGCAAAACUGUUACAGUGUACUCUAAUGUGGUGAAUCAAAUGGAAGUCGCAGCUUCGGUGCAACCCGUCUAGUUUGUAAAGGCAGCAGGGUUACGUUGGGAAGGAAAACGUGUGUAGAGAUCUCAGACCACAAGUUCCCCGAUCGUAGUCGUCCUACAUCUAUACUAUAC
This is a messenger RNA of Pseudogymnoascus destructans, 1855 nucleotides long. RefSeq lists its product as uncharacterized. Gene Ontology annotation, cellular component: eukaryotic 43S preinitiation complex; cytoplasm; eukaryotic translation initiation factor 3 complex. The record is from RefSeq and is a predicted model, not a curated record. Lineage: Eukaryota; Fungi; Ascomycota; Leotiomycetes; Thelebolales; Thelebolaceae. Bases 117 to 1238 code for a protein of 373 amino acids. The transcript has 4 exons. Gene Ontology annotation, molecular function: metallopeptidase activity; translation initiation factor activity; protein binding.